AUGGCGGUGGCGUCCCCAGCCCCUUGCCUCGCCUCGCAGUGCGUCCUGUCCGGCUCGUGGCGGAGCGACGACGGCGGCCGCGCGGUGGUGUCCGUGCUGGAGCCCGACGGCAGCUUCCUGGGCUCCUACGUGCCGGCGGCGGGCGGCCCGCAGGCCGUGGCGUGGCCGCUGAAGGGGGUGCAGCAGGACGUGGCGCUGGCGGCGCAGCCCGUCUUCUCCUUCCUCGUGCACCGGGGGCCGCACGGGGCGCCCGGCGGCAGGACCACGGCCUUCGUGGGCCAGUGCUACGUGGACGAGGCGGGCGAGGAGGCCCUGCACGCGCUGUGGCUGCUGCGCGACGCAGUGCAGAGCCCCGGCCAGGACUGGAAGGCCACCAGGAUCGGCACCAGCGUCUUCACCCGGAUCAAGUGA
Nothoprocta perdicaria is the source of this 411-nucleotide messenger RNA. RefSeq names its product avidin-like. Bases 1 to 411 code for a protein of 136 amino acids. Gene Ontology annotation, molecular function: biotin binding. The transcript is spliced from 3 exons. NCBI's taxonomy places the organism in Eukaryota, Metazoa, Chordata, Aves, Tinamiformes, Tinamidae. The record is from RefSeq and is a predicted model, not a curated record.